This is a messenger RNA of Hevea brasiliensis (rubber tree), 3490 nucleotides long. RefSeq names its product LEAF RUST 10 DISEASE-RESISTANCE LOCUS RECEPTOR-LIKE PROTEIN KINASE-like 1.3. The coding region runs from base 1106 to 3154 and encodes 682 amino acids. The record is from RefSeq and is a predicted model, not a curated record. Gene Ontology annotation, biological process: protein phosphorylation. Gene Ontology annotation, molecular function: protein kinase activity; ATP binding; polysaccharide binding. The transcript has 4 exons. NCBI's taxonomy places the organism in Eukaryota, Viridiplantae, Streptophyta, Magnoliopsida, Malpighiales, Euphorbiaceae.
UUGACUAAUUAAUAGACUAGUCUUUACAAGGAAAAAAGAUUGAGAAAGAUGUUGAAGGAAAAAAAAUUACUAAAAGAAUGUUGGAAUUAAAAAUUAACAAUUUUCUUUUCUGUAGAUUUUUUUUUUUUUCAAUAGAAUCCUUCAACUUGUUAAUCCCCUAAAGUAAUUUCUUCUUAUAUAUGUAAUGUUUAUGCCUUGACAAAUUUAAUAAUCAAAGUGGAAAUGCAAAAAUUUAUUUGUUUUAGUAAUAGAAGCUAGAGUUCUAACUGGAUAGGCAUUACCUUCUGUCUUUUCUUCUUGUGUAAUUUAAUUGUAUUAUUAAUUAACUUGACUGUUUACCAGAAGACUUAAAAAAAAAAAUUGAUGAUGAUGAUGUGUUUUCUAAAUUAAUACAAAUAAAAUUGCAAAAAAUUAUUGCUGAUUCGGUACUGGCAAGCAUUAUUUAGAAUAUAAUAUAUUGCAUUUUGACGAAAUCAAUAUUUUUUUACUCUAAAACUAAUAAAAUUUCAACCAAUUCUACACUCUUCAGGUGGUUAGGCUGAACAGGACAUGAAAUCUAGCCUUUAAAACUGAUAUAUCAGGGACCACUUCAAUUAAUAAUACAACAAUUACUUGUAGAUUUCCCAUUAUUGUUUAGCGAAAACUUUUUGCUCAAAAAAAACCACGCUUGAGAAGGUUAUAGUGGGCAUGGAAAAGUCAAUUUGGGUAUCCAAACACGGCAGGAUUUCAACAACCAUUGAGCUAUAGGUGCUUGUGUAUUCCAAUUACUAAUAUAAAAAUAUCCCUAAAUUUUUAUUCCUCGUAAGUUGAAGAAAUUGAGGAUGAUAUGGUACCCUUCAUCAUUUAAAAAAAAAAAAAAAAACCAGACAAUGUUUGCACACAUCUGAAUAUAAGUACACCUAAUUAAUAAAAAUUUAACAAAUUAUAAUUUUAAAUAAACCCUAUCAGAAUUUUAGAUGGUGUAUACGCCCGCACGUCUCAAGUUGGUGAGACUUGGCGUUACAACUCUAAAGCUCCAAGCCCCUAGCCACCCCACCAUCUCCCCACUACCCUAUUACUCUAUGCCUUUUCCCACCCAACUCUUGUUCCUUCUCCUUCUCCACCAAUGCACCCCGUUACCACCACCACCCUGACGUUCACCAUCAUCGUUUUCGUUUUCUACGUCGAUUUUGCGACGUCGUUUUCAUCCAAUGAUAAUACUCUUUACAGCUGCGACCAGACCUUCUAUUGUGGGCAUAUCACAGAAAUCUACUACCCUUUCUCUGGCGGCCCACGUCCUGCCUCCUGCGGCUUUCCUGGUUUCCAACUAACUUGUGUCGACGAUUCCAUCACUCUUCUAACGAUUAACUCGCUGAGUUAUAGAGUCAUCCAACUGGACCAAAUCAGCCAGACUAUGGUUCUGUCGCGGUCGGACCUCUCCAAUUCUACAUGCACUCAGCAAUCAGCCAACACCACUUUCAAUCACACCCACUUCACUCUCGGCUCCAACAAUGAAAUCCUUUCUCUGUUUUAUGGGUGCAACGAUUCUUUCAUGCCAAUUAAGCCUCAUAACUUAUUCACUUGUGAAAUAAACGGGAAGAAAGACGCGCAUUACUUGCUUGGUCCGGUUCCCAGUGAUCCCACUAUGAACAUAUUUCAGUGCAGUGUUAGUAUGACGGUGCCAAUUCUCAAUAGUUUAGUCCAUAUUCUUGAGGGCAAUAGGUCCUUACUUGGGGAGGUUCUGAGAGAGGGGUUUAAUGUGAGUUAUACUAUUCCUUAUGCUGGUGAUUGUGCCGAGUGUUAUCGCAAGGGCGGGUUUUGCGGGUUUGAUUCAGGCUCGGAAAGUUUCCUUUGCAUUUGCGGUGAUCGGCGUUGCCAAGGGGGGAAAUCUAGCAACGUUGGACUUGGAGUAGGACUUGGUAUAGCAGGUGCAGCAGUUGUUGGUAUUGGUUUGGUAUGUUGGGCUUUGUUCAUCAUACAACGUAGGAAAAGAAUUGCUGCCCAGACACAGAGUCAAGACCUGCCUACACCUCCUUCAAGCAAAGGCCAACCUGCUCCUAUAAUUAAUUUCUCUCAAACCACCCCUUCUUAUCCCUCCUCGAAGUCUGACCUUGAAAAGGGAAGUACCUACUUUGGAACUCAGGUAUUCAGAUAUGAGGAACUUGUGGAAGCCACAGACAAUUUCAGUCCUUCCAAGGAACUAGGCGACGGAGGCUUUGGCACUGUUUACUACGGUGUUCUCAAUGAUGGGCGUGUGGUUGCUGUCAAGCGUCUGUUUGAGAACAAUAUGAAGCGUGCUGAACAGUUCAUGAAUGAAAUUGAGAUCCUAACUCGUUUACGGCACAAGAGCCUUGUGUCACUCUAUGGAUGCACCUCAAAACGUAGCCAAGAGCUAAUCCUUGUUUAUGAGUAUGUGCCAAAUGGAACUGUUGCUGAUCAUCUUCACGGAAACCGGUCGAAAUCUGGUUUUCUUCCUUGGUCUGUUCGGUUGAGCAUUGCCAUAGAGACAGCCGAUGCUCUGGCUUAUCUACAUGCUUCAGAUGUCAUACACCGUGAUGUCAAAACCAACAAUAUUCUGCUAGACAACAACUUCGGGGUGAAAGUCGCUGAUUUUGGAUUGUCACGGUUGUUCCCUAAUGAUGUAACCCAUGUCUCAACUGCUCCCCAAGGCACACCUGGCUAUGUUGAUCCAGAGUAUUAUCAGUGCUACCAACUCACGGACAAGAGUGAUGUUUACAGCUUUGGUGUGGUAUUGAUCGAGCUUAUAUCAUCUUUACAGGCAGUGGACACCAAUAGGCAUAAGCUUGACAUUAAUUUGGCCAACAUGGCUGUCAACAAAAUCCAAAAUCAUGCAAUAAAUGAGUUGGUAGAUCCAUGUCUUGGGUUCAAGAAGGAUUAUGCAGUGAGGAAGAUGGCAACAUCCAUUGCAGAAUUGGCUUUCCGAUGCUUGCAACAGGAGAGGGAUAUGAGGCCUACCAUGGGAGAAGUCUUAGAGGCACUGAAAAAAAUUGAGAAGGAAGAUUACGGAUCAGAGAAAGCAGAGAUUCUGGAUAUAAAGGAGGAUGAUGUUGGGCUUUUGAAUCAUGUCCCUCCAUUUUCACCAGACUCAAUUGAGACAACUGACAAAUGGGUUAGCCUUUCUACUACUACUACUACUAAUAAUACUUCCUUCUAGUAGUUGAGAUUUGGUUAUCCUUUUUUUUUUUUCCUUAAAACCUGAAAAUAGGUGGUUGAAUUAUCGUGCACUUACUAUCAAAUGCCGUUGAGUAUGUUGAAGUGUCACUAUCUUUCCAUCUGCUUGGUGUUGUUUUAUUUUGUUGUUAAUAAAGUAGGUUCAGGCAAUGUACAUAUUAAAUCAUCCAUCACUACUCACACUGUUGUUCUUCAGUGGGAUGCAUUUAUACCUCUUCUAUGGUGGUUUUGAAGAUAAUGUACUUUUGAGUUUCAACUCCGAAGUCAUUUGCACUUGAAACUGGUGGAAGACAUUCUAAAAUUUUUACCUUUCUGUAUC